GUUUUAGUACGUCCGCUUGUGCAGGAACGUAUCGUGUGUUUACCUAACCAUUGUUUACGUCAGUCCUCCGAGAUAAAGAUAGUUUGACGUUGGUGAUGCGGUGCGUGUAGUUCGUACCUGUUUCGCAGUUCUUUAGUGAAAAAAUCGUGUUUACAUGUCCCACCAAAUGGCAUUAAAUAGGCCCGAAAAAGCGUCCCGAUGGUAUUUCGGAGGAUUGGCGAGCGCUGGAGCAGCAUACUGCACACAUCCACUAGACCUGCUGAAAGUGCUCUACCAAACGGACAUUCGUAACAAUGUGUCGAUGCUGCAACUAUCGCGAGAAAUUAUCCGAGACGAUGGCGUUACAGCACUGUACAGCGGCGUAACUGCGGCUGUAUUGCGCCAGCUCACGUAUUCAACGACCCGUUUUGCAAUUUACGAGAUUGGCAAGCAAUCCGACUACGGCAGAGAUAGCGGUUUCUUCGGUAGAAUUGUAAUGGCCGCGAUCGGUGGUACGGUGGGUGGAUUCGUCGGUUCACCGGCAGAUCUUAUCAACGUGCGUAUGCAGAACGACGUAAAACUACCUCCAGAAAAGCGCAGAAACUACAAAAAUGCAAUCGAUGGCAUUGUGCGUGUGUGGCGCGAAGAAGGAUUCCGGCGAUUGUUUGCUGGAGCUAGUUCAGCCACUGCUCGGUCGGUGUUUAUGACUAUCGGGCAGCUAACGUUCUACGAUCAGGCAAAGAUAACGCUGUUUGAGACGGGCUACUUUACCGAUAAUAUCGGUACGCAUUUCCUUGCCUCGGUCAUUGCCGGCGGUAUUGCGACCACUAUGACGCAACCGAUCGACGUUGUAAAGACGGUUAUGAUGAACGCAAAGCCCGGAGAGUUUAGUAGCAUCGGUGCUAUUUUGCGACACAUUAGCAAACUGGGACCGGUUGGAUUUUUUAAAGGAUUCGUGCCUCGCUUCAUACGACUCGGACCGCACACCGUGUUGACGUUCAUAUUUUUAGAGCAGCUGAGGAUCAACUUUGGUGUGCUGAAAUCAUAACCAUCAUCAAGCGCUUUUAUAUCUCAUCAUAAUCGAAUCUGGGCUGGGCAUCGAUAGUGCAAGUAGGAUCUAGUAGAAAAUGUGAUUAGUUUCCUUAUAGUAAAGUAUGCUUGAGUUUUAAACAUGUAGAUAAAUAAAAUCGUAAAUAUUUAUUA
Messenger RNA from Anopheles stephensi (Asian malaria mosquito), 1182 nucleotides. Its product is annotated as mitochondrial dicarboxylate carrier-like. The coding region runs from base 155 to 1027 and encodes 290 amino acids. The record is from RefSeq and is a predicted model, not a curated record. Gene Ontology annotation, molecular function: malate transmembrane transporter activity; antiporter activity; sulfate transmembrane transporter activity. Gene Ontology annotation, biological process: oxaloacetate transport; thiosulfate transport; malate transmembrane transport. Lineage: Eukaryota; Metazoa; Arthropoda; Insecta; Diptera; Culicidae. The transcript has 3 exons.